This is a messenger RNA of Arctia plantaginis, 1719 nucleotides long. The record is from the annotation of a GenBank genome assembly. NCBI's taxonomy places the organism in Eukaryota, Metazoa, Arthropoda, Insecta, Lepidoptera, Erebidae.
AUGGAAAAGCCAGAAAAAACUGAACUUACUUAUGAAUACACAAAACGCAGAAAGGAUUUUGGGAGACAAACUUUAUUCGAAGACCAUGGACCAGAAAUGUUAUGCAGCAUACCAAAUAAUCCCUCGUAUUAUAAAGAUUAUAUUCUACGGAAUCCGGUACAUGUAGGGGUCCAAAAUAUACCUUCAAUGUCUGAACAUUGGGUAAACUCUGUAAGAGCUGAGUAUACAAGUUCCGGUGUCAAUCAUGUUGAAGGUGGAUGGCCUAAAGACAUCAACAUGAAUGAUCCUGAGGCAACGCAAAGAUAUCGACGAAAAAUUGAAAAGGAUGACGCUUAUAUUCACGCCGUCAUGCACUUAGGGCAUAGCAUGGAACAUUAUAUACUACAAAAUAAUGCAAUAGAUAUGUACGAGUGUUAUCACUCAGAUUUGCCUUCAAUACCACCAGUAGAAAAUAGUAGCUGUCACACGGUAAAUGUAUACAGAGAGCCUGGAGCAAGAAGACCAGUGAGGUCAUUGUCAUGGCAAGCAGAUGGAGGAGCAAGAUUUGCAGUAGCGCAUGCCGAUAUAGAACUAAUAAGAAGCUCAAGAAAUCCUCAGUAUUCUUAUAUCUGGGAUAUAGAAAACGCUAAUGCUCCGGAGCUAACUGUGAAGCCUCCACAGCCGUUGCUAGACUUUCAAUACAAUCCUCGUGAUCGUGAUAUUUUAGUAGGAGGAAUGGUUAACGGGCAGGUUGGCUGGUGGGAUACGCGCAAAGGAGGAGAACCUGCAGGUGUGUGUCCACCUCAUGUAGCACAUCGGGACCUCGUACGGAAUGUUCUUUUUAUAAACUCUAAAAUAGGAGCAGAAUUCUUCUCUUCAUCUCCAGAUGGUGUCGUAAAGUGGUGGGAUACUCGAAAUAUGAGUGAACCUACGGACUCCAUGAUAAUCGAUAUCGUGAAAAGUGCAACAGAUACUCAAAACAUUGACAACGCCAUUGGAAUUUCGGCUCUUGAGUACGAGCCUACAAUACCAACGAGGUUCAUGGUGGGAACAGAGACUGGGUUAAUUAUUGGAGGUAAUCGUAAAGGUAAAAAUGCAUUGGAAAAGCUACCAACAAAGUAUGAAGCGCACUUUGGACCAGUAUAUGCACUUCAAAGGAACCCAACAUUCGUUAAGAAUUUCUUAACAGUAGGAGAUUGGACAGCUAGAGUUUGGAGCGAGGACUGUAGAGAAUCGUCUAUUUUAUGGACAUAUUCUCACCGUACUAAACUUACUGACGGAGCGUGGAAUCCCAUUAGAUUCUCUUUAAUGCUGGUGACGCAGUGGGAUGGUUGCCUAUCCUGUUGGGAUUUGUUACGAAGAAGAAGUGCACCAAUUGUUACAGCCCAAGUUUGCGACGAACCUUUGCUUCGACUUCGUCCACAUGAAGGAGGUUUAUUAGUAGCAUGUGGAAGCAGUAAAGGAACUAUAUAUUUAGCUGAACUAUCACAAAAUCUUGGUACUGCUGACAAAAAUGACAAACUACUUCUGACUCAUGUUCUGGACCGUGAAAAUAAACGAGAGCGAAUCUUGGAAGCUCGCGCCCGAGAAUUGCGCCUCAAACUGCGACAAGACCACGCCGGCGGAGCCCAACAGACCGCAGACGCUGACCUUCCUGCCAACGACAGGGAUUUAGAAGAAGCAACCGCAGAAUAUCUGCAUACUAUUAAUGAACUGCAAGCACAACAAAAGGAUAUCUAG